UUUAAAGGCUCUGGAGAUGGAUUUUAAUGAAAAGGGCCCAGAAGGAAAAUGUGUUUCUCAAGAUGACAUUCGGUUUCUACAGCUUCUGAGUGAAAAUAUUACACAGAAAGAUGAUGGCCAUUUGGAGAUGCCCCUCCCGUUUAAAACACCUUGCCCUCCUAUGUUGCCAAAUAAUAAGAAGCUGGCUACAAUUCGUUUACAACAUCUGAAGAGAAGGUUAAAGAGAAAUUAUCAGUUCUACAAUCAUUACAAAACAUUUAUGGAGUCCAUCAUUAGCUGUGGUGAUGCUGAACUAGCUCCUGAGACAAAUGCCAAUGAUUGUGUGUGGUACUUACCUCAUCAUGGGGUGUACCAUUCAAAGAAGCCAGAUAAGCUAAGAGUGGUGUUUGACUGCUCAGCUAAAUUUUGUGGUACCUCUUUAAAUGAUACCUUGUUGACUGGUCCAGAUUUGAUAAACUCUUUAAUUGGAAUCCUGCUGCGCUUCAGAAAAGAAACUGUUGCUAUCAUUUGUGACAUUGAAAGGAUGUUCCACCAGUUUUUUGUUGCAUCAAAGCAUCGUUGUUACCUCAGGUUCUUAUGGUGGGAGCAAGGAGAUUUGGAGAGCGAGCCCAAAGAGUAUCAAAUGAAGGUUCACCUUUUUGGUGCUGCCUCCUCUCCAGGCUGUGCUAAUUUUGGUUUGAAAUAUUUGGCACAACAGCACAAAUCAAAGUUUCCAGCUGCAGCAGAAUUUGUGGAAAAUAAUUUUUAUGUUGAUGAUGGGUUAAUAAGUGUCCCUACAGCUAGUGAUGCCACCAAAUUAAUAACUGAAGCACAGAAACUGUGCAAAGAAGGUGGUUUGAGACUCCACAAAUUUAAUUCCAAUAGAUCUGAAGUCCUGGGCUGUGUGAAUCCAUCUGAGAGAGCCACUGUGGUUUCUGCUGAUCUCAAGCCUGACUUGGCGCUUACCGAGCAUGCCUUAGGUAUGCGAUGGCAUGUCAAAACUGACUGCUUGGGUUUUCAUAUUGAUCUAAGAGAUAAACCUGAUUCACGCCGUGGCAUUUUGUCAGUAAUAGCCUCUCUGUAUGAUCCAUUGGGAUUUAUUUCACCAUUCAUUAUGAAUGGAAAAUGCAUUUUGCAAGAUCUGUGCCGAAGAAGUAUUGGGUGGGAUGACACUUUGCCUGAGGACUUGCAAGUACGGUGGGAGAAGUGGAAGUUCAGCCUUCAGGAUGUGGAAGGAUUAAUGAUACAAAGAUGUUAUCAUCCACAAGGAUUUGGAAACAUUGUUAAAACAGAACUACAUCACUUCUCAGAUGCUAGCAGCCUAGCAUACGGUGCAUGCUCCUAUCUCAGGUUUGAGAAUGACAAAGGUGAAAUCCAUUGUGUUUUGAUCAUGGCUAAAGCCAGAGUGGCUCCUUUGAAGAUCACAACCAUUCCUCGUCUCGAGCUUUCAGCUGCAGUGGUUGCUGCUAGGUUGAGUAUGCUGUUAAAAUCAGAGCUUGAUAUGAAGAUAGAUGCAGAGUUUUUCUGGACAGAUUCACAAGUAGUGUUGUCAUAUAUUAAUAAUGAAGCACGGCGGUUUCAUGUAUUUGUGGCAAAUCGAGUCCAGAUAAUCAGAGAGAACACAAAUCCAAAUCAAUGGAAUCAUGUUGACACCACUGAAAAUCCUGCAGAUCAUGCGUCUAGAGGACUGUGUGCCUCUGAGAUUUUAACCACCAACUGGCUAACGGGUCCUGAAUUUUUGUGGAAAAGGGAGAUAAAAAGGGAAUUUAAAUCCAGCCCUAAUCUGUUAGUCGGUGACCCAGAGGUUAAAACUGUUCAGACAUUUGCGACUACAACAGAUGAGACUGCAGAUUUUCUGGAACGUUUCACUAGAUUUUCAUCCUGGUCAACACUGAUUAAAGUAAUAGCCAGAAUCAAAAGACUUGGACACAGAAACAAAUGUUAUUCAAAUGUGGUGAGUGUUAAAGAACGUGAAGAUGCUAUGAAAUCAGUAGUGAAACUUGUACAAAACCAGGCCUUUGGCUCAGAGAUGAAGCUGUUAAAAGGAGGAAACAUCCUUCCACGUUCCAGCCCUCUGUUCCAUUUAAAUCCAUUUGUGGAAGAUGGUUUGUUGCGGGUUGGUGGACGAUUAAAACAUUCAUCUCUUAGUGAAGAUUUUAAACAUCCACUGAUUUUGCCAAGAAACAGCCAUAUCACUCAUCUUAUUCUGUCCUACUGUCACACUCAGGUAUGCCAUCAAGGCAGAGGUCAAACCCAAAUGCAGCUCAGAAUAAAGGGGUUUUGGAUUAUUGGCUGCAGCAGGUUGGUGGCUCAGAUGAUUCAUAAAUGUGUGCAGUGCAGGAAGCUCAGACGACCAGAGGAAGAACAGCUUAUGGCUGAGCUUCCAAAGCAACGCUUGGAGGCAUCUGCACCAUUUACCUACUGUGGAAUGGACUGUUUUGGUCCUUUUGUUGUUAAAAGAAAUCGCAAGGAAUACAAGAGGUAUGGGUUGGUGUUCACCUGCCUCUAUUCGAGAGCUGUUCACAUUGAAAUGUUGGAUGAUUUGUCCACAGAUUCCUUUCUUAAUGGCCUGCGUUGUUUCAUUAGUUUGAGAGGAGCUGUUAGCCAGAUAUAUUGUGAUCAAGGAAGAAAUUUUGUUGGAGCCCAAAAUGAGUUAAAACGGUGUGACCCUAAAUAUCUGGAGUCUUUUCUAGCAGAAAACCAAUGUGAGUUUAUUUUUAAUGCUCCAUCAGCAAGUCAUGCUGGUGGUGUUUGGGAGCGUCAAAUACGCACCAUCCGAAAUGUGUUGGCCUUUACACUCUCUCAAAAUGUAGGAAAACUUGAUGAUGCUUCAUUAAGAACUUUCCUUUAUGAAGCCAUGGCUAUAAUUAAUAGUCGUCCUUUAACAUUAAAGGGAAUAAAUGACCCAGCUUCUCUUGAACCUUUAACACCUAAUCAUCUGCUUCAAAUGAAAUCUGAGUCUGCCUUGCCUCCUGCAGGAACAUUUGUGAGGGAAGAUAUUUAUUCCUCAAAACGUUGGCGCCGGGUACAGUUUCUGGUCGAACAGUUUUGGAGUCGAUGGAAGAGGGAAUACCUCCAGAAUAUUUCCAUUAGACAAAAGUGGCAUGUAAUUCGGCGCAAUAUAAAGGUAAAUGAUGUUGUAAUAGUCAAAGAAGAUUUUCUCCCAAGAAAUAGGUGGCUAUUGGGUCGUGUUGUGGAAACGAUGGUUGAUGGUGAUGGUUUGGUUCGAAGAGUGAAGGUGAGAACAGGAGAACAGAGAUCUGGAAGGGAUAUUAUCUCAAAGAGCUCAGUAAUAGAAAGACCGGUGCAAAAAUUGGUAGUGUUAUUAGAAAGUGACAUUUAAACGUAAUGUACACAGACGAAUAUGUUUAAAUAAUCUGCAUGGUUUAAAAUAAUGCAUGAUUGUGGGGUAAUAGUUCAUGCAUUAUUGGUGGGAGUGUAAUGGGUAGUUAACAAUUAAAAUUAAGUUUCUUUAACUAUUUAAACUUGUAAACUAUUUAUAUUUAACUAUUUAUAGGAUAUAUUUAUUGUAAAUUAUUUAUAUUUAAUUAUUUAUAGGAUAUAUUUAUUGUAAAUUAUUUAUAGGAUUGCAGAUUGUUUGAUUAUAUUUGUCUGUUUUGAUUACCACUGUUUUGUAUUGUGUUUUGUUUAUUGUAUUUGCAUGUUGUAAAAUUUCCUUUGUUAUGUACCUCACGGGCUGCCGCAGCUUAAUGAGGACAGGCCCUAUAAAGGCCGCUGUAUCAAUGUAUGCCGACAAUAACCCUCAGAGCCGUGCUUGCAUUGUGAUUCUUAGCGUUCCCUGGUGAAAGCAGCGAGUUUUCACGGUGACAUUGAUGACUGAGAUGAUCCGCAUCAAAGAAAAUAAACAUUGAAAAUCACCUGUCGAGACCGCUGAAAUUUCAUUCACUGCUGGGGAGCUGCUAC
Molecule: messenger RNA, 3903 nt
Organism: Cyprinodon tularosa
Lineage: Eukaryota; Metazoa; Chordata; Actinopteri; Cyprinodontiformes; Cyprinodontidae
Exons: 2
Coding region: 17-3322 (1101 amino acids)
Biological process (GO): DNA integration
Molecular function (GO): nucleic acid binding
Source: RefSeq, a predicted model, not a curated record